This is a messenger RNA of Adineta steineri, 1097 nucleotides long. The record is from the annotation of a GenBank genome assembly. Lineage: Eukaryota; Metazoa; Rotifera; Eurotatoria; Adinetida; Adinetidae.
AUGUCUGUCAUUGAUACAAUUGAUGGAUUUGAUAAAUUAGAAUUUAAUGAUAUACGUGCAUUUGCAGCAGCGUCAGCAUUAAUUGCAAAAUCUAUUGAACAAUAUAAUAAUGAUCCAUCAACGGCUAUCAAUGGACUGAAAUUAUUAUAUGAAAAUGAAUCAGCAGAAAUAACACUUCAACAAAAAGAAAUUGAACGUGAAUGGCUUGAAAAUAAUAAUGAAAUAAUACCAUUUACAACAAUAUUGGAUUCUUGUCUUGGUUCAUCAGAUCGUCCUAAAAUCAUCGAACAAUCACUUUAUCUUCCAUUUCGUACUGAUCAACCUAUGGAAUAUGAACCAAUACAAUGGCAAGCCGAUUCAUCAUCAACAUCACGUUUCAUUGUACAACCACCAUCACCAAAUCGAAUAUUACAACCUCGUAAUGAACCAAAUAAUAAUACACCUGUUAUUCUUAUUGAUGAUAAUGAUGAUCAAAAUUAUGUUGAUGCAAAUGGUGAUGAAGAAAAUGAAGCACCAAAAAUAACGAAGAAAAAAGGUAAAAAGAAAAAACAACAACCAAAAGUUAUUGAGGAUAAUAAUGAUACAUCAAUACAAUUAAAUACUUCAUCAAAUCGAACAUCAACUAAUGGUCAAAAACUUCCACAAAAAUUAUCAUCAAAAUGGUCAGCUGGUAAACGUAUAUCUGGUUUUGGAACUGGUAAAACAAGUGCGAUUCGCAAAUUUGCACGUCCAUCAAAUGAUCGUCAACAACGUCCUGAUUCUCGUACAUUAUUUCGUAAUAAACCAUCAGUUACAGGUAAUACAUCACGUCUAAGUCAAGAACAACGUGAUCAAUUAGCACGUGCUGUUGAAGAACGUAAACAAGAAGAACGUAAACGUAAAGUUGAAAAAUUACAUGAACAAGCAAAAAAACGUGAAGAAGUUCUUAAUCGUGCUAAAUUAAUUCAACAAGAUAAAGAACAAAAAAAUCAAUUACGUGUUUCAGAUAAUCAAGGAAAAAUAGCAGCAGGUGCAGCAAAUAAUAAAAAAUUACAAGGAAAUACUUUUAAUAAUUCCACAACAUUUAAUAAUUCAAUGAAUGAAUCAACAAAUCUUCC